AUGCCGAGUCACACAUGUGUAGAAGGUGAAGAUGUCGAAGAAGUAAAUGUAGAAGAUGUUGUGAAUGUGGAAGAUGAAGUUCGUGUGGAUGUUGAUGUGAAUGUGGAAGAUGGAGGCCGUGUGGAUGAUGGAGUGAAUUUGAUUUCUUCUUCAAGUAGUGGUUUAUUGGAGUCAUUCAUCGAGUCUGGAUUUGUGUACUCCAUACAAGUUGAUGAGAAUGGGUGUAUAGGAAGUUGUUUUUGGGCAGAUGCGAGAUCAAGGGCGGCGUACCAAUAUUUUGGGGAUGUUGUCACAUUCGAUGCUACAUAUUUGACAAAUUUGUAUAAGAUGCCAUUUGUGCCAUUUUUUGGAGUUAACCAUCAUCACCAAACCAUCAUAUUUGAUUGUGCUUUGUUAGUAAAUGAAACAGGCGAAUCCUAUGUUUGGUUAUUGAGAACAUGGCAAGAGGCAAUGCUUGGGCGUGCCCCUUCAACCAUAAUUACUGAUGAUGACAAAGCUAUGGCAAAAGCCAUUGUAGAGGUACUCCCAAAUACAACUCAUAGGUUGUGCUUGUGGUAUAUUUUACAAAAAUUUCCCGAACACUUGGCUCAUGUGUAUAAUAGAUUUCCAGACUUUGGUAAAGAUUUCUGUCAUUGUAUUCAUGAAACAAUUACAAUUGAGGAAUUUGAGCAGGCAUGGAGUUUUAUAUUAGUGAAGUAUGAGUUAGGAGAUAAUGCUUGGCUGCAAGGUAUUUAUAACCGACGUGAGAAGUGGGUUUCGGCUUACUUGCGUUCAACAUUUUGUGCAGGCAUGUCAACAACUCAAAGGAGUGAAAGCAUGAACAAGUAUUUUAAGGAUUAUAUUCGUUCAAGCACGAUGGUGAGUGACUUUGUGCAUCAAUAUGAGAAAGCAUUAGAUGCACGUUACUUUAAAGAAAAAGAAAAUGAUGUGUGA
This is a messenger RNA of Carya illinoinensis, 933 nucleotides long. Its product is annotated as protein FAR1-RELATED SEQUENCE 5-like. Lineage: Eukaryota; Viridiplantae; Streptophyta; Magnoliopsida; Fagales; Juglandaceae. The transcript has 2 exons. The record is from RefSeq and is a predicted model, not a curated record. Gene Ontology annotation, biological process: regulation of DNA-templated transcription. Bases 1 to 933 code for a protein of 310 amino acids.